Colletotrichum graminicola M1.001 is the source of this 1818-nucleotide messenger RNA. RefSeq lists its product as uncharacterized. The transcript is spliced from 3 exons. The record is from RefSeq and is a predicted model, not a curated record. Gene Ontology annotation, molecular function: borate efflux transmembrane transporter activity; solute:inorganic anion antiporter activity. Gene Ontology annotation, cellular component: plasma membrane; fungal-type vacuole. Bases 1 to 1818 code for a protein of 605 amino acids. NCBI's taxonomy places the organism in Eukaryota, Fungi, Ascomycota, Sordariomycetes, Glomerellales, Glomerellaceae. Gene Ontology annotation, biological process: monoatomic ion homeostasis; borate transport; transmembrane transport.
AUGUCGGCUUGGUCUCAGGGUGAUGUCAUCUCACAGGCCCACGAGUCGCAUGUUCAGAGCAGCCAUCGUCUAAGACAGCCGUCUUCUGAGAAGCGAGGGGAUCGUGAGGAUGUAUCCAUCAGUGACGCGGGCCCGGAACGACGACGCAGUGGCAGGUGGCGGGGUUACUUUCGCAGAGGUGGCAAGUUGAGGCCGUUCCGGUUGCUCAAGGAGGACUUUGGGAAUUUCAAGCUGCGGUACAUCUCGGACUGGACUGUGUUCAACCAGCUUGUGAUUGCGAGCGCCAUAUACGUCUUGUUCACCAACAUCUUGCCUGGUAUCACCUUCGCCAGCGACUUGUACGUUUUGACGGGGCAGUCGUGGGGCACGAUCGAGGUUGUUUUCAGUACGGGGCUUUGCGGAAUUAUCUUUGCCUUGUUUUCGGCUCAGCCAUUAACGAUCCUUGGUGUAACCGGACCAUUCUCAGUACUGGCAGAGAAUAUCUAUUCUCUGUGCGAGGAAUCGUUCAAGAUUCCCUUCCUGCCCUUCAUGGCGUGGUCGCUCAUUCACUCCGGCUGGAUGCAUUACCUCCUGGCCAUCUUCAACGCGCACGACUACACCAUGCAAUACGUCACAGACUUCAGCGCCGACAUUUUCUCCCUCCUUAAUAGCAUCAUCUACUUCCACAAGGCCGUCCUCGAGAUCCAACGUACAAAGGCCGUCGUCUCGAUGGCCGCCUUCCUGUACUCUAUCAUCGGCGCUGUGGGAACCUGCCUGCUUGCCAUCUUCCUCUCCACAGCCGUCUCGUGGAAGCCGUUGUUCCACAGAUACGUCCGCAUGGCCUUGACCGAGUACGCCGCCGCCAUCUCCAUUGUCUUUUUCAUUGGCAUGCCGUACGUCGGUGACCUGGCCGAACUCUCCCACUAUCGCCUCGAGGUCUCCAAGACGUUCAGGCCCUCGUUGCCGAGCCGGGAUCAUUUCUUUGUUGAGUUCUGGAAGCUCCCCAUAGAGUGGGUAUUCAUUUCAAUCAUCCCGGGCAUCAUCAUCACCGUCCUUUUUUACUUUGACCACGAGAUUAGCAGCAUCAUCUGCACGGCCAAGAGGUACGGAGUCCAGAAACCCGGGGGCUAUGCGUGGGAUGUCAUGCUUCUGGGCACGACAACCAUUAUGUGCGGCAUCCUUGGAAUUCCGCCAGCCAACGGGCUGCUGCCGCAGGCGCCGCUUCACUCCGAGUCUCUAAUGUACACGGUCUAUGAGGAUCCCCAGGCCACGGAUUCCGAACCCUGCGACGACCCUCCCGUGAAACCCGUCUUGCGGGUGUACGAGCAGCGGUACUCGCCCUUCAUCCAGGCGGCGGGGAUUUUGCUGUUCGUCUCGCCUCCGUUCCAACAUGUUUUGGGCUUCACACCGACAUCGGUCCUCGCGGGCUUGUUCAUGUUCAUGGGCUACCAGUCGCUAAGAGUGAAUCCGAUUCUCGCCAGGGUCUGGCACCUCCUCACACCAAUUUCGGAACUCCCUGCUCUGCCUCAAGGCGCUAGCUGGGCUGGGAUUCAUUUUUUCACCAUUACACAGAUAGUUCUCACAGGCAUUGUGUUUGGCGUCACCUUGACCGUGGCUGCUCCUGGGUUUCCUAUCAUCAUCAUCAUCUUGGUGCCGGUGCGGCUGUUCUUCAUGAACAGGAUUUGGAGCCGGCAGACGUUGCGGUACGUCGAUGGAUGGGCCACCAGAGAAGGCAAGCCGGAAGAUGAUGAGAAUGAUUGCCGCAAAGAGGGCGUUGUGACUUCGAAUGAUGCGAUCGGACAAGUCGUCGAUGAGGAACAAGGUGUCAAGACAGCAUAA